UCUUAAGCAUCAAGUGUUCGAUUACAUUGAGUGCUUUGUCUUAUUUGUUUUCAUAAAAUUCUUCGAAUAUUACAGUGCGCAAAAGACAUGGAAAAAAUGAAAUUAAGUCCAACAAUAGAUAUGAAAUUAAGGAAUAGGAAUAGUAUAAAUAAACUGAAACAUAGUUCUCCAAAAUUGCAAGAAGUCUUAAGAGAGAGGUGCCGACAAAGAAUGCGAGAAAAACGAGGACAAUUAUUUAAUAAACGUAGAUUUGGUUUGGAAAUCAAUUCGAAAAAUGUACAAGAUACAUUAACUGAAAUCGUUCGUAAAGAAUUAAAAAAUCUCGCAACUACAGAUCUAGAUCCAACUUUAAACCCCUUUUCUCCCAUUGUAAAUGAACCACUUGACCCAGAAGAAGCACUUGAGCUUGAAAAUGAAAUACUCAAUGAAGAAGAACAAUGGAUAUUACAAGAAUAUGAAAAAAUGACACAAGAAGAAAUUGAAUUAUUAGCCAUGGUUGCAGAUCAAGAAACUGAUGAAGUUAUUUGUCCUAUAUGUCAGAUAUCUAAUUUGAUAGAGAAAGAAAAUAAAGUAAGUUGUCAAUCUUGUAACUUUGUAUUGAAUAAUUGUAUUAAUGUAAAGGAAGUGGGAUAUCUCAUUAGGCAAUGUGUAGAUACCCAUUCUAUAGGAUGUAAAGAGUCACCUGGUUUUUUACCAAUUGCUGAGAACAAUAAUAUAUCGUUAUAUUUAAUAUGUGAUCAGUGUUCAACUUGGACAUCAAUAAUCUAA
Molecule: messenger RNA, 768 nt
Organism: Eufriesea mexicana
Lineage: Eukaryota; Metazoa; Arthropoda; Insecta; Hymenoptera; Apidae
Product: RPA-interacting protein alpha
Exons: 3
Coding region: 88-768 (226 amino acids)
Biological process (GO): protein import into nucleus
Cellular component (GO): nucleus
Source: RefSeq, a predicted model, not a curated record